GGAUGAGAGAGCUCUCGAAACUUUACAAGGGAUCCAAGAAAAACGCGAUGUUAGGAAAGCUAAAGUCAAUUAUUUGAUUAACGAUUUACGUGUUGGUCUUCGUGACAGGUAUAGAGAGGCGUUUCAAUAUUCUCCAAGCUAUAGCACGGGGAUCUUAUCCCAAAAAUUCAUUCCUGGUACAAAUAAGUAUCCUUAA
Funneliformis caledonium is the source of this 196-nucleotide messenger RNA. NCBI's taxonomy places the organism in Eukaryota, Fungi, Glomeromycota, Glomeromycetes, Glomerales, Glomeraceae. The record is from the annotation of a GenBank genome assembly.